AUAGAGGCACAGGAGAUAGCUACGAUGGUUUUCAUAUUACUUACAUUGGUUACAAUUUUCUUCGCUUUUUACGCGUGGUUUCAGUAUAAAUUUUCUUAUUGGGCUAGAAGAGGUGUUAAAGGACCAAAGCCAACAUUUCCUUUCGGGAAUAUGCGCGAUGUUAUUUUACGAAGGAAGCAAUUGUUUCAACCCUACUGUGACAGCUACAACACAUACAAACACUUACCAUAUGUAGGCCUAUACUCCUUUAGUAUUCCAGUGUUGUGCAUCAAUGAUCCUAAUUUAGCAAAAAAUAUUCUAAUCAAGGAUUACGACUAUUUUCAAUCUCAUGGAAUAUUUACCAGCUCAGUUGGGGAUCCGUUCGGUGGCCAUAUUUUUAAUAUACACGGCGACAAAUGGAGAGCCCAUCGCGCGAAAUUAUCGCCAGCUUUCACAUUGGGAAAAUUGAAGUCGUUCUUCCCGUUUGUAGAUAAAAUAUCUAAUGAAGGGUUACAGUAUGCGGAUAUGAUGUAUGAGAAAGGGCAAGUUAUUAACUUUUCGGAUUUCUACUCAACAUAUGCGAUGGAAAACAUUAGCAGUAUCGGUUUUGGCGUUCAGAACAACGGUUUUAAAUCGAACACGGAGUUUCAUAAGCGUGGACGUCAGUUCUUUGAAUACACUUCGAUUUAUUGGACAGUAAUACGUGCGAUUGCAUUUUUCGCUCCGGAGGCUUUCGAUGCACUGAGAAUAAACCGUACCGAUCCUGGAAUAAACAAAUUCUUUUAUAAUCUAGUAAAGGACUCUGUGGACUAUCGCAAACGAAACAGUUAUCGUCGCAAUGAUUUUCUUCAGACACUGAUUGAUAUAAAAGACAGGGAUACACUGCCUGCAGUGUCAGGAACGGAAGAAUAUAGAUUUACUUUCAAUGACAUCAUAGCGAAUACGUUGCUCUAUAUGUUAGCUGGCUAUGAGACAUCGGCUGCGACGGGCAUGUUUGCAGCAUACGAAUUGGCGAAAAACCCGGCUGUUCAGGCCAAAGCCAGAGAAGAGGUAAUCAGUGUCCUCGCAAAAUAUAAUAACGAAUGGACGUAUGAAGCACAGAAUGACAUGACGUAUAUAACCAUGGUACUUGAAGAAACGAUGAGAAAAUAUCCACCAAUGCGCGCUCUGUUCCGGAGAUGUAAUAAAGAUUUCAAAGUACCUGACAGUGAUUUCAUUAUAGAAAACGGUACAUUACUAUUUAUACCCAUUCAAGCAUUACAGAUGGACCCUGAUAUUUUUGAAAAUCCAGAGCAAUUCGACCCAGAGCGAUUCGCAACGGAGAAGAAAGCUAAGAUGCACCCGUGUCAUUGGAUGCCGUUUGGGGAGGGACCAAAGAAAUGCUUAGGUAUGCGUCAAGGCUACAUACAAGCUAAAAUGUUGUUGGUGAAAUUACUUACCAAAUAUGAACUAUCAUUGGACGAAAAAACAGAAGACCCAAUUCGAAUCAAGACAACAUCGUUUUCUUGCGCACCUGAUAAUGGGAUUUGGAUCAAUUUAAAAAAAAUUGACAAUUUUUCUUGAAAUUAAACAAAAAUGGAUGUUAAAAGCGAGUAAAGUAUUUAGUACCGUAUGAAA
This is a messenger RNA of Pieris rapae (cabbage white), 1596 nucleotides long. Its product is annotated as probable cytochrome P450 6a13. The transcript has 5 exons. The coding region runs from base 25 to 1542 and encodes 505 amino acids. NCBI's taxonomy places the organism in Eukaryota, Metazoa, Arthropoda, Insecta, Lepidoptera, Pieridae. The record is from RefSeq and is a predicted model, not a curated record. Gene Ontology annotation, molecular function: heme binding; oxidoreductase activity, acting on paired donors, with incorporation or reduction of molecular oxygen; monooxygenase activity.